AUGAUCAGAAGUUGGGCGUUUCUGAUGGCGGCGGCGAUGCCUACCUCGACGGCGACGGGCUUGUCCAAUCUGAAACCCAAGAGGCGUGAUCGGGCUUCCAUUUCUUGCACUGCUCGGGAAAGGAAACUUCCGGUUCUCCUCUUCGAUGUUAUGGACACCAUCGUCCGCGACCCAUUUUACCACGACGUUCCGGCCUUCUUCGGAAUGCCAAUGAAGGAACUACUAGAGUGCAAGCACCCGAUGGCGUGGAUCGAAUUUGAAAAGGGGCUGAUUCACGAGGAGGAGCUUUCAAGAAAGUUCUUCAUAGACGGGAGGGACUUUGAUUUGGAAGGGCUAAAGGAGUGCAUGAGAUCAGGCUACUCCUACUUAGAUGGGAUGCAGGAGCUUCUUCAAACUUUGGCAGCUGACAAGUUGGAGAUUCAUGCUUUCACCAAUUAUCCCAUCUGGUACGAAAUGAUCGAAGACAAGCUAAAGCUUUCGGCCUACUUAUCGUGGACCUUUUGUUCCUGUAAUGUUGGAAAGAGAAAGCCUGAUCCAGAGUUCUAUCUCAAGGUUGUGGAGCAUCUCGGAGUUGAACCUUGCGACUGUAUAUUCAUCGAUGACAGGCCAACCAACGUCAAGUGUGCUAUUGAGAUAGGGAUGCGUGGGUUAUGUUUUGAGAAUGCAGAUUCCCUCCUUAAGGAUCUCUCACGUCUAGGGAUCAACGUCUCUUUACCCAAAAUAUGA
Molecule: messenger RNA, 726 nt
Organism: Microthlaspi erraticum
Lineage: Eukaryota; Viridiplantae; Streptophyta; Magnoliopsida; Brassicales; Brassicaceae
Source: the annotation of a GenBank genome assembly